Molecule: messenger RNA, 5391 nt
Organism: Paramisgurnus dabryanus
Lineage: Eukaryota; Metazoa; Chordata; Actinopteri; Cypriniformes; Cobitidae
Gene: eif2ak3
Product: eukaryotic translation initiation factor 2-alpha kinase 3
Biological process (GO): eiF2alpha phosphorylation in response to endoplasmic reticulum stress
Cellular component (GO): nucleus; cytoplasm
Molecular function (GO): eukaryotic translation initiation factor 2alpha kinase activity; ATP binding; protein binding
Source: RefSeq, a predicted model, not a curated record
UAAGGUUACCACAGCACGGCUAACGUCAAGUAUAAAGGGAAUAACAUGGUGGUGCUGUGGAGUGCGUGUUUACGCUAAGAGAGAACAACAGAAAGAUAUCAAACAGCCUUUUACUUGUACAACGCCUUUUUUUAGUCUAGUUUUUAAAAUUUACCACGCGUUCUGGUAUGUGAUUGCCUAACUCCCCAUGUGCCACUUGUCCCAAUGGAAAGGGGGUUUCAGUUUGGAAACGUGUGCACAUCCCUGCUGCUGUUGCUUAUUUUGAGAACGCUAACGGGCACUUUGCAAAGUCAGUCUCUCUCAGAGAGCGAACCCGAAGCGCUCCCGACGCCAGAAACAGAGGCGGCAGAAGAUGCUGGCGUUAUGGAGCGGGCACUGGACAACGUCGGUGGAGCCCCCAACAUUGGAGAAGUGACCGUUGAGGACGUCGAGUAUUACGGCUCGAGCGGAGACACCGAAGAACCGUCUGGAGACCGCGACACAAACUUCCGUCAGCGAAGAAGGGCUCUGGUAGUCAUCAGCACUUUGGAUGGGAGAAUCGCAGCACUGGAUCCUCUAAACCAGGGACGCAAACAGUGGGACCUGGAUGUUGGCUCAGGCUGUCUAGUGUCCUCUACUCUCAGCAAACCAGAGAUUUUUGGGAAUAAGAUGUUCAUUCCAUCUUUGGAUGGAGCGUUGUUCCAGUGGAACAGGGACAGGGAGAGUAUGGAGGCCGUCCCUUUCAGCGUCGAGUCCCUGUUGGAUUCCUCGUUCCGGAUUGGAGAAGAUACUGUGCUGGUGGGUGGCAAGUCCCUCACUACGUACGGCCUGGGCGCAUACAGUGGCAAGUUGAGGUACAUCUGUUCAGCGGUGGGCUGUAGUCAAUGGGGGGAUGAGGAAGGGGAGCCAGAGGACGUUCUGGUACUCCAGAGAACACAGAAAACUGUCAGAGCAGUGAGGCCUCGAAGCGGCUUUGAGAAAUGGAACUUCAGUGUGGGAAACUUCGAGCUGAAAUUUGUCCCUGAGAUUCAGUCCAACCUCAACUUCCUAGAGGGGGAGGCGUCUAACGGGGAGACGUGGCGUGAGGUCCGACAUGAAGCACAGCGGGUGAUCCAAGAGGACACCGAUGCACAAACCAAAAAUCAUGCUAAUACACAGCCAAACUCGCACGCUCAGGUAGAAGGUUUAGACCUGGUCAUCAAAGUCUCUGUGCCAGAUUGGAAAGUCAUGGCCUUCAGCACCAAAUCAGAAGGACAACUGAUCUGGGAACAUCAGUUUUGCACACCCAUUGCCUCUGCAUGGCUGGUUGGAGGGGGCAAGGUGACCCCCAUCAGCCUGUUUGAUGACACCACCUAUACUUCCCAGUCUGAUACUGAGGCUCAGGAGGAUGAUGACAUCAUGGAAGAGGCACGUGGGGCCACAGAGUCCAGCGUUUACCUGGGGAUGUUUCAGGGUCAGUUAUACCUUCAGUCGUCUGUCCGGAUCUCUGAGAAGUUUCCAUCAAACCCCAAAGCUUUAAAUGGCCGGGGCAGCAACACUGAUAUGAAACCACCGCCUACUGUCAAAUGGAAACCCCUCAUUCACUCCCCCUCUCGUACCCCAGUCCUGGUGGGCUCUGAAGAGUUUGAUAAGUGUCUGAACAAUGAUAAAUUCUCUCAUGAGGAGUACAGCAAUGGAGCUCUAUCUGUUCUUCAGUACCCAUAUGAUAAUGGAUACUACUUUCCAUAUAGCCCCCGUUACCGCAAUCGUCGUGAUGAAACUGCUGUAAGUGUUUUGCUGAAGAAAGAUGGAAAUGGGUCACAGGUGAGAAGAAAAGACCCUGUGUUGCUCCUUCCGUGGUGGAAAGAGAUUCUGGGUACCAUCAUCUUCUGCAUCGCUGCCACCACCUACAUUGUCCGCAAGUUCUUCCAUCCACCCACAGCAUACAUACGGCAACGGAAGGAGUCUGAGACACAGUGUCAGACCGACAGCAAGUUUGAAGUUGACGUCACAGAGCCUAAAGAAGUUAUUAUCACUGAGACGCGACCUAGUGAAUAUGUCUCCAGGUACCUGACAGACUUCGAGCCUGUUCAGUGUUUGGGUCGCGGUGGAUUCGGUGUUGUGUUUGAAGCACGGAACAAAGUGGACGACUGCAAUUAUGCCAUCAAGAGGAUCCGCCUACCCAACAGGGAGUUGGCUCGUGAGAAGGUCAUGAGAGAAGUGAAGGCACUCGCUAAGCUGGAACACCCAGGCAUUAUCCGUUACUUUAACGCUUGGCAGGAGAGCCCGCCCCAGGGCUGGCAGGAGGACAUGGAUAAACGCUGGCUCAAAGAUGCCAGUACCGCUGAAUGGUUGCUGAGCUCUCCUGAUCACAUGGAAGCAUUCUCAGUCAAAGUUCCUGUGUCCACCCCGUCUCCAAUAGACUCCUCAUGCAUGUGUGCAGCUGGUGGGGAUACGAGUGUGUGCGUGGGGGAUCAGGUGUGCGUGGAGGGUCUGUUGCCAGACAGUAUGAUGUCGGAGCGAGACAGCCAGGCCGAUCCAGAUGCUGUCCUGGAAGUCUCCGAUUCCCCCCACUCCUUCGAGCUCUGCCCUCCCCGCACGGUUGUUCAUGGCGACUGCACUUCUUCUUCCUUUGAUAUCGUCUUUGAAGACUCGGGCUGUGAACAUCAGGAUAAUGACAGCGACCUCAGCAGUAGUACAACUGUGCCACCUGCGUGCCCCUCACGAUCUAGCUCCAAACCCCGGUGUAGUACAUCAACAGGACCACCCUCUUCCUCGCCUCCACGCCCCACUUCUCUAAACCUGGCUCUUGCCACCCCUAGCGCUGCCACACGGCCCCCGCUCACACCUAAAGUCUAUCUGUACAUCCAGAUGCAGCUGUGCAGGAAGGAGAACCUGAAGGACUGGAUGGCACAGAGGUGUCUGCCUGAGCUCAGGGAGCACACGCAGUGUCUGGACAUCUUCCUGCAGAUUGCAGAGGCUGUGGAUUUCUUGCACAGCAAGGGACUUAUGCACAGAGAUCUUAAGCCUUCUAAUAUCUUCUUCACGAUGGAUGACGUGGUGAAGGUGGGAGACUUCGGGCUGGUCACUGCCAUGGAUCAGGAGGAAGAUGAUGAGGAUUUGAGUGCACUUACACCAAUGCCAGUCUAUGCCCGUCACACUGGCCAAGUGGGCACCAAACUCUACAUGAGCCCUGAGCAGCUGUCUGGGAAUUCUUACUCUCACAAAGUGGACAUUUAUUCUCUCGGCCUGAUCCUUUUUGAGCUCCUCUGUCCGUUUCGCACACAGAUGGAGAGAGUCAGAACUCUCACAGAAGUCAGAGCCUUGCAGUUUCCUAUUGCUUUCUGUAGAGCCAAUCCCCAUGAAGCUCAGAUGGUGCGCUGUAUGCUUUCCCGAGUACCCUCAGAACGUCCCGAGGCAUCAGACAUCACAGAAGCCCCUUUGUUUCAAGAUCUGGAGGUGCCCUGCCGAAUCCGACAACGCACUCGAACGUACAGCGCAUCUUCUGCCGGGCGACCAACGCGACAGAUAUCCUCAUCAAACUAGGACUCGCACACAGAGACACUUGUACUGUGCCUCCACUGCGGGAAGACAAACACAACCUGUCACCACCUCUCAGCACACACUUCAUUUUACUAACAGGCUACUUUUAUACCUGAAGCUUCUGUUGCUGAACUCCCAGGUCAUUCCAUUAUCUUCUAAAACUGCUCAAGCACAUGCAUUUAACAUCGUGGUAGUGAAAAAAAUGAUGGUACUGCCCACCGCGUCACAUUCUUAACUGGCCUAUCAUGGCUGUAUUUGCUAAAGAUGUUUUCUUUACCCCUUAGCAGCCUUCAUACAUUUUUAAAAGCCCCUGAUUCAUCGUUGACCAAUCCCAUGAUUCCUUACUCUGUUACAAGAACCGUUUUCGCACACACACACACACACACACACAGUUGCUAAUGAAUGCUGAUGAAUGAUCUGCCUUUGGCUGCUGUUUACUUUGCAUGUCUUAAACAGGAAGUGCAAAUCGCGCCUUCCUGUCCGAACAGAAAUUGUAAGAGUUAUUUUCUUCUGUAAUGUAAAUACAAGGCAAGCAAGAAAGAGACUUUGUGUGCUUUUUAAAAGUGCACAUUCAAGAUUGGACGCACAAGUUAUGAGGCAUUACAGCCACUUGCUGUUUACGGGUAAACUGUUUUAGUGGCAAAAGGUGAAUGCAAAUGGAAAUAAUCAAACUGCCUUUAAGCUGGAGACAUGAAUGACAAAUUUUUGAAUACGGUCAGUAUGAAGCUUCUGCGCUGUCAUAUUAAGUGAAUGGAUAGGGACGACUUUAACAAAACAUUUUGUAAAAUAUUUCACUCAUUAGCACCCAAAAGUAGUUUACAGUAUCUCUAAUAGUUUUCGAAAAAUACAUUGUACAGUCUGAAUAAGAAGUGCUUUAACUAGUCACAUGAUAUUAUAGAAUACAGCCAGAUGAAUCACUUCUACCAAAUAUUCAGCAUACACCCUUAAUUGUAACAUAUCAGGUGAUGACUGAUUGUAUGAUUUUCUUAUCGAUUUCGAUUAGAAGGGCCAAUGUAAUUUUCUUUUGUAUAUGAUUGAAUUUUCUGUAUAGUAACUGCUUUUUACACGUUUUUCAACUUCUACGGACCUUUUUUCCUAUGAAUUACUGUCAAAGAUUGAGAAUGGAGAUGGUAGAUCUUUACUCGGAUCUCUACUCUCAUCUGUGCUAAGCUCUGUCUGACCAAUAGACAUGUUUGAAGAGCACUGGGUGACUUUGCACCUUCAGGAGCAGCUUUUGUAUGUAUGUGAAUACUGGCGUGUUUCCUAAACAGGCCAUUAUGCUGCAGAACGGACCUGAGAUUGACCUCUGACCCUUAAUCACAAUCACAGAACCUGAGUAGGACGCUGUGACCUGUAAUCCACAUCGAGGACCGCUUUGUGAGCCCUUUACCUUUUAACGUGUAGCUGUAAAUCUGACCAAGUGAUGAUAACAAAGUACUGAUAUUCUUGUUUGUACAGAUCACUCUGGCAAUUUAUGGUUACAGGGCGAAGCCCUUCCAACAGAUCUUUUUCUGUCUAAUGAUCCUCAGUUUAAAUCGCAUUCAUUUUAUGGACUGCUGUUUUUGAUAAUUUCCAGCUUACGUUAUUACCGUUAAAUUGGGGUUGAGUUAGUUUUGUGUGCGACACAAUUCAAACACUUUCGUUGUUUACUGUCUGUUUUGAUUUCCCUGUGAAUGUUGAAAUGGCAGAUUCAUGUUCCUUUAGCCCAACAUUGUCUCCAGCGGUCUAUGUAAAUAUGUUUAUUUGUUUUUAUUUAUGUUCGCUGCAAAAAUCAAUCCGUUGGAUUGGUUGAGUUAUAAAUAAGGUAUAUUAAUGCACUUCUUCCAGUGAAGUGCGAUGAAAUAUUGUGACUUCUUACAAGUCAGAAUUUAAUAAACGAUCUAUGAUGUU